Penaeus vannamei (Pacific white shrimp) is the source of this 1968-nucleotide messenger RNA. NCBI's taxonomy places the organism in Eukaryota, Metazoa, Arthropoda, Malacostraca, Decapoda, Penaeidae. The record is from RefSeq and is a predicted model, not a curated record.
AGGGUGUGUACCGCGGGCUUGGCGCAGUUCACCUGCAGGCCGCACCCAGCUCAGUCAGACUGAGGUCUCGCUCAUUGCAUCAGUGAAACCGGCGUGCGUUCGGUUCCGUCUUCGAGCAGGAGUGGGCGCGAGGGAAGUCCUGGAGGCUGAGUUACUGUGAAGGAACCUGCCACGACACCACGAUUCACAUCCAUCCCCGAGGGGACACCUGAAAACCCGCGCCUGCAGUUUGAGGGGAUGCGGUGAUACUGCCGGAGAUCUACCAUGAGAGCAUGCUGGGUGUGGCUCGUGGUGGCGGUGGUGCUGGUGGUGAGCGUGAGCGUCACCGAAGGGCGACGCGGGCGCGGGCGGGCCAAGGGCGGCCGGAAGAACACGGGCAGUCGCGGCGGCAUCGUCAGGUACAAAUCCGAAGACAGCAAAGCCUACUACAACCAUGACGACGGCGCUAAGAUCACGUUAUGGUCCCACUUCGAGUCGGAAUACUUGCUGGGGAGGAAAAUCGUGUUCAUGUGCGUGGCCACGGGGGACCCGCGGCCGCACAUCACCUGGUACAAGAACGGCAUCGAGCUGUACGCCCACUCAUUCUUCCAGGUGCACGAAUGGAACGAGGACGCCAACACGAUUAAGAGCAAGAUGGAGAUCGAUCCCGCCACGCAGAUGGACGCGGGCUACUACGAAUGCCAGGCGGACAACAAGUACGCCGUGGACGUCAAGGGCUUCAGGACGGACUACCUCAUCGUGUUUGACUGAGCACCGACCUCGCCGCGCGCCCGGUCGCCUGCCUCCUCCUCGCCCUCGGCCUCGCCAGGAGAAGUCUUAGCCCGCUCACCACUUGGCACGAACACGCCGGCCACAACAGGGUACCGAAGGGCGUGGUGGCGGGCACUCGAGGAGUCUCGCAGUUGGUUGAAUGUUGAUCCUUGACGGGACUAAGGGAAACGGAAACACAUAUAGACUGUGAUGGUGUUCUACGUAGAGAAAAUGUGUUCAGAGUCCGUCUGCCCAUCGGCUACAAAAUUACAAGGUCGAGAUGUUUUGUUCAAAAUGUUGACUGUGUAAUCAACGGUAUAAGGCUGCGGUUGUUAGGAUAUCAGGUCAGUACAAAUAAUGCAGGUCUACACUAUCUGUAGAUGUGAUUACUGGUGUAUGCAUCGACCUCUUCACAAAGAGCGUGCGCCCGGUGUGACGUCGUGGCCAAGACUGUUCACCUUGGCCUCCGUUCCAGUCACAGCUGGGGAGUCUGAGGCGGUGCACAUUGCACUGUCAAUCUGCGAAGGAGUGUGUAGGAACAUGAAGUGUGUUUAGAUGAUUUUCGUAUGACGGUCCGAUCAGUGAUUCCUGUCAGGACACACGUGGGGUCGAGACCACCGUAGAUUAUCAAUAUCGUUUAGAAUAGAAAAUUGCCCGUAAGAGUAAUAUUCAUCUGCAUUAUAGCUCGAAUUCAGUUAUAUUAUUCAUAGAGUGAGUGCAAAAGAGUAGAAUAGGAAUCCUAGUAAUCACAUAAGCGGACGAUAAUGAACAAAAAGGAGUUUGCGAUGCUUAAGCGUGGAGGUUUUUGGGUGAGUGCAGCCGAGAGCAAAAUAGUUGCCGGCUAAAUCGAGUACAACUUUCAGGAAAGAAGUUCUUCAUGGCUCAGCGCAGACCGAGAAAGGGCACAGGAACCGCGCUGGAGGGUAAAGCAGUCUGGCCAAGAGUCCGCUGCGUCGUACCAUUGGCAUAUGCGGCCAGGGUAUCGAGGGAUAGAAGAUGGUUACCGUUAAGAAAGACACGUGAACGCGUUCGGUGAUUUGCUUAAACCUGUAAUCGGUCACUGUAGCACAAUUACUAUAAAAUGUCAUUCAAUCAGUAUUAAUUGUUAGAGCAGGUAUACUGACAAUGUAGGACGACACAUGCAACUGUCUGCACCAAGCUAAGAAAACUCAAACAUCCACUUGAUAGCAGGCACGUUUAUCUCCCCUAGACCCGCAG